GGGGGAAAUUGUCAAGCAUUCUGCAGUGGAAACCAGAAAGCAACAAAUUUGACCGCCGCAACCGAAUCCAGAGGGUUCCCCCUGUUUCCUCUCCCACCGCCGCCACCCGCUGCGCACCGGCGCCGGCGACCUCACCGCCGGCCGGCGAGGGGCACGACGAACCAGGACUCUCCUUCCACCCGAGUUUCGUUUCCCUCUCUCUCUCCGGGAGGUGUCGUGUCAGUGCCGCCCUCUACUCUACUGGCACGGUUCGUCUGGCGAGGAGAGUAGAUCCACCCGGCCGCACCUGGAUCGAUCUCUUCGUUUGCUGGAAUUUGAGGGGUUGAGCUAAACCCCAAUCCAUGCCCAGCAGUCACUCCGCCCCUGCAAGGUUUCUCUAGGAUUUUGCAGAAACAGCCAUGUGGAGGCUCAAGCAUUUCACCCCCAAGGAACAGCCUAGUGGCCUCGAGGGCCGCACCAUCGACGUCGGCAAUGUCAAGGUGCACGUCCGGGAGGCCAUUGCUGAGGGCGGGUUUUCGUGCGUGUACGCCGCCCGGGACAUGGUCAACCCCGCGAAGCAGUACGCGCUCAAGCACGUGAUCGUGCAGGACGAGGAGUCACUGGAGCUGGUCCAGAAGGAGAUCACGGUCAUGAGGUCGCUCAAGGGGCACCCCAAUGUGGUCACGCUGGUCGCGCACGCGAUACUUGAUAUGGGCCGGGCAAGAGAGGCACUGCUAGUGAUGGAGUUCUGCGACAAGUCGCUGGUUUCUGUGUUGGAUGACAGGGGGGCAGCCUACUUUGAUGAGGAGAAGGUGGCACUGAUCUUCCGAGAUGUUUGCAAUGCUGUCUUCGCGAUGCACUGCCAGACGCCGCCUCUUGCGCACAGGGACCUAAAGGCUGAAAAUGUUCUUCUUGGUGCUGAUGGGGCCUGGAAACUAUGUGAUUUUGGUAGUGUGUCGACAAAUCAUAAAUGCUUUGACAAACCUGAGGAGAUGGGCAUCGAAGAGGAUAACAUUAGGAAGCACACCACUCCUGCAUAUAGAGCUCCUGAGAUGUGGGACUUGUACAGGAGGGAGGUUAUCAGUGAGAAAGUAGAUAUAUGGGCUCUUGGAUGCCUCUUGUAUAGAAUCUGCUACUUCAAAUCAGCAUUUGAUGGCGAAUCAAAGCUUCAGAUACUUAACGGGAAUUACCGUAUCCCAGAAUUGCCAAAGUACAGUUCUUCCAUUACAACUCUGAUCAAAGACAUGCUUAAUUCUUCUCCAGAUGUCAGACCGGACAUUACACAGGUGUGGUUCCGUGUUAAUGAGUUACUUCCAUUGGAGCUGCAAAAGGAUUUACCUGAUGGAUCCCCAUCUGGGUCAGCAUUUGAGUCUCAUACUGCUAUUGAUGAAGCACCAAGGAAAGCAUCUCAAAGGAGUGCUGCUUUAUCAUCAAGAGAAGACCUGAGGAGUACCUCUCCUAGUCAUUUUUCCAACCUGAUGCCACAAGAUCCUCCGAAAGCUAUGGAGAACAGGGGUCCUAUGGGUGCAUUCUGGUCAACUCAACAUGCUCAGGAGCUAGCUUUUGCUGAUGACAAGGAACCAGCUUUUGAUCAAGAGCCCAUUAGCCAAGUCACCUCAAAACAAUCACAGGCUAAGAACCAGAGCACAGCAGUUCAUAUUUCAUCUCGGAAAUCCUUGUCUGCAUCAGUUGAUAGUUCUCCUGGAGAUUUUGAGAUUAGGUUUUCUGCAAAUGGCUCGGAGUCUGGGUUAGAGAAAACCAAAGCAGAAAAAACAGAAAAUAAAGCCAGCAUACAACCUACGGCCUUCAACUCCUUCGUGGCAGACUUUGAUAACAUCAAAAUGAACUCACAAAACAAUGCUGACAAUGUAAACUUGCUUAGCAAGUUGAAAGAAUGUCGACUGGAAGCAGAAGUUACUUUACUGAAGGAACAAUUAAAGAUAGCAAACCUGGAGAAGGAAGAAAUUUCAUUGAAGUUUGAUAAGUUGUCUGCCAUUUGUUCCUCUCAGAGGCGAGAGAUACAAGAGCUUAAGCAAGCCCUAGCUACUGCUUCUGUUACGCUGCCUGCUAAGCAGUUCAGAGAAAAUUCGAAGAUUGAACUCUCCCCACCCAGCACAAGCCUUGAUACUCCGCCGAGGGAGAAGAUUGAAGGAACCCCUCCAGAGCUCCGGCAAGGCCUGUUUACAUCAAGACCAGGGACACCGAGCCCUGACCCAAAACCAUGGUCAACUUUUCCUGAAGAGCUAAAACCUCAAGCAGCUGUGAAGGGUGCCCACCCCAGGUCAGUCCGAACUCUGCGGGCAUCAAACAGCAACAAAGCCAGCUCACUUGGACAGUCGAAUGUAAGUUCUAGCACCGAUCCAUUUGCCUUUGGUCAAGAUAGCUUUAAGGUUGCUCCUUCGGGAACUGGACUUCCCAAGUUAUCAAACAUGGGGAGUACUGCUCAGCUCCUCAAUAAUCAGAAUUCUGAAGAAAAGAAAGAUGGAUGGUACCAACCAGCUGGAUGGACUGGGUUUUGAUUGUGCUACAAUUUACAGUGAUACUAUAUGCCAAAAGAGUCAAGAGUACAUAUGGUCUUGGUGGUGUGGCAGACUGAAAAGCCACCGAGGAAUGCCUGAGCUUAUGUAGGUAUGUGUGGCAAUGCUUUUGUACAAUUAUUCUGGUGCUGAUCUUGCAUAAUGAUGCAUGCAGUUGUAACUUUACUGCGAAUGUAAGUUGUAACUUGCAAAUAAUUGCUAGAUGUUAGAAAUAGGAAGAUCUUUUUUUUGUUCAGUAGAUGAGCCUGUUGUGUCGUGUCCAUGCAUGGUCAUGUCAAUAUCUACAAUGAAUUUUUGGACACAUGCUAUAUAGAUAUAGUUAUCUGUUACCAUGUCAAGAAUAAAAGGUCACCAUUUACUGGUAAAUAAAUUGCCACAAUAUACUCACUUUGUUUGA
Molecule: messenger RNA, 2913 nt
Organism: Panicum virgatum (switchgrass)
Lineage: Eukaryota; Viridiplantae; Streptophyta; Magnoliopsida; Poales; Poaceae
Product: AP2-associated protein kinase 1-like
Exons: 8
Coding region: 399-2498 (699 amino acids)
Biological process (GO): protein phosphorylation
Cellular component (GO): cytoplasm
Molecular function (GO): ATP binding; protein serine/threonine kinase activity
Source: RefSeq, a predicted model, not a curated record